Messenger RNA from Aspergillus aculeatus ATCC 16872, 1353 nucleotides. RefSeq lists its product as uncharacterized. Gene Ontology annotation, biological process: lipid biosynthetic process. Bases 1 to 1353 code for a protein of 450 amino acids. NCBI's taxonomy places the organism in Eukaryota, Fungi, Ascomycota, Eurotiomycetes, Eurotiales, Aspergillaceae. The record is from RefSeq and is a predicted model, not a curated record. The transcript is spliced from 5 exons.
AUGCUCGAAGGUCUGGUUCAGUCAUACUCCCAAUCAUUUGUUCUGCAGGCUCUGGCCAGCAUUGAGCACCAGGAGCGGUUGACAUUAGUGAUCAACAAUCACGCUAAGGAGCCAGAAACCGUUGUCUUCGGACCCAAGUCGACGGACAAAGAUGUGCAGAUCGUGAUUUUGAAUCCUAACGCCUGGGUUCGCAUUUGCCAGGCUUUUGAUCUGGGUUUCGCGGAAGCAUACAUCUACCAAGAGCUUGAAUGUGACGACCUCCGUCAUAUGUUCCAGCUUUACCUCCGUAACCGUACCAGGCUCGGCUUCGGUAAUCGUCUCCUCAGUUUCCUCCCCCGCCUCCGCCACCUCCUCUUUACCCCCACAAACACUCUGGCUCACUCCCGCUCGAACGUGACGUUCCACUAUGAUACCUCCAACGCCCUCUUCGCCGCCCUCCUUUCCCCAGACAUGAACUAUUCGAACGGAUGGUGGUCGAACAAUCCCCAUGAGACCCUCGAAACCGCGCAAAUCCGCAGCGUACACAACAUCCUACAAAAAGCCCGCAUCUCCCCAACGGACCACAUUCUCGACAUCGGAUGCGGUUGGGGCAGUCUGGCAAUCGAGGCCGCCCGGCUGAUCGGGUGCCGCGUGACGGGCAUCACCCUUGCCUCGGAGCAGAAGGCGCUGGCUGAGAAGCGCAUCAAGGCUGCCGGGCUAGACGAUAAGAUCACAAUCCUGCUGUGCGAUUAUCGAAAUGCGCCAAUGCCGGCAGGCGGGUAUGACCGCAUCGUCUCGGUGGAGAUGGUGGAGCAUGUCGGGAAGAAAUACAUGGAUGGGUUCUUCGGGUCGAUCUCACGGCUUCUGAAGCCUGAGGGAGGUAUUCUCGUGAUGCAGGCGAUCACGACGAACAACAUGAUGCAUGACAACAAACCCGGUAUUACCACCUUCACCGAUCGAUAUAUCUUCCCCGGCGGGUACCUUUGUUCAACAAAUGUGUUCCUGAAUGCGUUGCACACCGGGUCGAAUGGCACGCUGGAGCUCGACUCCCUACAGAGCAUCGGGCCGAGCUAUAUUAAGACUCUGAUGACUUGGCGUGAGAAUUUCCUCAAGAAGUGGAAUCUCAUCCGCCGGGAUUACAUCGACAGACACCCCGAGGCGACCGAGCAUGAAAUUGAGGCUUUCCGUCGGGUGUGGGUGUAUUAUUUCACCUACUGUGAGGCAGGCUUCCGGUCGCGCGUGCUCACGAACCAUGUCAUCACCGCUGUCCGAACGCCUGAGCCUGCGAUAAAUGACCCGAUCCCGGACUUCGAUGAGGUUCUGGAGCCAAACUUGGGAUCCGACAGCCACUUCAAAUAUGAAGUGUUCGAGUAG